This is a messenger RNA of Tinamus guttatus (white-throated tinamou), 658 nucleotides long. NCBI's taxonomy places the organism in Eukaryota, Metazoa, Chordata, Aves, Tinamiformes, Tinamidae. The record is from RefSeq and is a predicted model, not a curated record.
UUAAUGACAGGAAAAGACAGAAUUAUAUUUGCGACCAAAGAGGACCAUGAGACACCAAGCAGUGCUGAGCUGGUUGCAGACGACCCAGAUGACCCUUACGAAGAACAAGGAUUGAUAUUGCCCAAUGGAGAUAUCAAUUGGAAUUGCCCGUGUCUUGGUGGAAUGGCUAGUGGUCCCUGUGGGGAACAGUUCAAGUCCGCGUUUUCUUGUUUCCACUAUAGCACGGAAGAAAUAAAGGGAUCAGACUGUGUGGACCAAUUCCGUGCGAUGCAGGAGUGCAUGCAAAAAUACCCAGAUCUUUACCCUCAAGAGGAUGAAGAAGAAGAGAAAGAGAAGUCAAGCAAAGAUUUAGAAGCUAAUUCUAUGGAAGCUUCCGUAGCCAAAGAGGAGAAGGGAUCUAGCUAAUGAAGACACAAGGAGGCUGUUGUCUCCAGUUCUUAUUUUUAUUUUCAGGUGUGGACUUUUGCAAGGUGUCUAUCUUUUGAGUCCUCAAGAAAUGUUUCAUCAUCGUUCUAUACACUGAAUCAUAACAAAUAAUUUAUUGCAGGAGGAGGAAUCUCAGUGCUACAGCCUUGCAAAUAAAUACUGCAAAAAGAAAGAGUAUGUGUAUGUACUGUGUAACCUGUAUGUGGUCACAGCCCAAGCUUUUAACAACUGU